AUGAAGAAGAUGGGCAGGAAAAGGACCUGGCAAGCACGUUUGAAGAGGAUUUGUUUCAAAGACUGUGUCAGAUUCAUUGAUGAUGUGGCGGGGAAAGAGCAUUUCACUCAGUUGCUGCAGGUGGAGCACAACACUUGGUUUAAUACCGACGAUAAGACGAAGCCACUGUGGAGAGUAGUGGUCAAUGGUUCGCAAAUACUAUUUGUGUUUCACCACUCAGUCUGUGAUGGCCGGUCGGGGAUGAUAUUUCACCGCAGUCUGCUCGCUGCAUUAAAUAAAGUCACCAGGAAGCAAGAAGAGAGCGGCCAAGAAGAUAUCUUCCCGACUGAUUUCAAUGUGCCAAAUUAUGAGCUUAUGCCCGAGUCAAUGGCUCUUUUUCGGCUCCUCGGCAUGAGAUUCAACAUUUACAUUGGUCUACUGAGCUAUCUAUUUUCUAUCUUGGUCAAGUUCUUCUUACGGAAGAAUUAUACCUUUUUCACCGACGUCAUCUUCAAAGACAAUUUUCCCUCCAAAGACAACCCAGUGCCUCUCCCAGAACGGCCUCUUACCAAGCUCAAAAGGAUCUGUCUCAGCCCAUCACAGCUCGAGGCAUCUCUUAAUGCCUGCAAGAAACAUAAGACUUCAUUCACUGCUCUCAUUGGAACACUGAUUCAUGUGACACUUGCAUGUGAAGUUUAUCCAGUAGCGAAACUGGGUCUGUCAUACUUUGCAAUUGACCUACGGCGUUUCCUGCCGGCCGAGUAUUCUAGCAUUAUUGGAAAUUAUGUAUCAAGUCACCAGUCUAAUCAGUGGCUAAAUAUUUACCGCCAAGCUGGUGUCAUGUCCCCAGCUAUCGAUACACAAAUUGCGCAUAUGUGGCAGCUAAGCCAAAGAACCAAGGCUGACCUUGAUUCUGCGAUGCUCACGCAUCACACACCACUUCCAGUUGCGAACGCUUUAGGGUUGACAGCCAUUGGGGAAGAUGAUGAGACCAUCACGACCGGGAUAUAUCAUGUUCUAGAUGUUGCUGUCACGAAGUCCUUUUGUGUGUCAAGUUUGGUGGAACCAAACUUUGAAUAG
Messenger RNA from Penicillium cosmopolitanum, 1059 nucleotides. RefSeq lists its product as uncharacterized. The record is from RefSeq and is a predicted model, not a curated record. NCBI's taxonomy places the organism in Eukaryota, Fungi, Ascomycota, Eurotiomycetes, Eurotiales, Aspergillaceae. The coding region runs from base 1 to 1059 and encodes 352 amino acids. The transcript has a single exon.